Molecule: messenger RNA, 1188 nt
Organism: Lycium ferocissimum
Lineage: Eukaryota; Viridiplantae; Streptophyta; Magnoliopsida; Solanales; Solanaceae
Exons: 11
Coding region: 234-983 (249 amino acids)
Biological process (GO): tRNA dihydrouridine synthesis
Molecular function (GO): tRNA dihydrouridine synthase activity
Source: RefSeq, a predicted model, not a curated record
CAGACUGGCAAUUUGGAUAGGUUCUUGGCAUAUGGCCCUGAGCAACAUCCUAUAGUGCUUCAAAUCGGGGGAAAUAAAUUGGAGAACUUGGCCAAAGCAACACAACUCGCAACUCCUUAUGGCUAUGAUGAAAUUAAUUUUAAUUGCGGAUGUCCUAGCCCAAAGGUAGCUGGACAUGGGUGUUUUGGUGUGCGCCUCAUGCUUGAGCCAAAGGGAAGUUUGUUGCUGAGGCCAUGUCUGUAAUUGCUGCAAAUACAAAUGUUCCUGUGAGCGUCAAAUGCAGAAUUGGCGUUGAUGACCAUGACUCAUAUAAUGAACUGUGUGAUUUUAUUUAUGAGGUUUCUUCUCAGUCACCAACUCGGCAUUUUAUUAUACAUUCUCGGAAGGCAUUACUGAAUGGAAUCAGCCCAAAAGAUAAUCGAAAAAUUCCCCCACUCAAGUAUGAGUAUUACUAUGCCCUUUUGCGUGAUUUCCCUGAUCUACAGUUCACAAUAAACGGAGGCAUAAAUUCUAUUGAGGAGGUUAAUGCGGCACUUAUGGAAGGAGCUCAUGGGGUUAUGGUGGGACGUGCAGCUUAUGGCAAUCCAUGGCAGAUUCUAGGACUUGUUGACAGCGCUGUAUAUGGUGCACCUCUUCGUAGUAUAACCCGGCGCCAGGUUCUUGAACAAUAUCAGGUCUAUGGUGAUUCAGUCCUUGGAAUGUAUGGGCCUAGGCCAAGUGUUCGAGAAGUUGUCAGGCCUUUGCUCGGCCUAUUUCAUGCAGAGCCUAGAAAUGUUAUGUGGAAGCGUAAGGUUGAUGCUGCUUUCCGGCACUGCACGACAAUUGAAUCCCUUUUCGAGGAGACGUUGGUGGAAAUUCCAGACUCAGUACUUGAUUCCCCCAUUACAGAAGUGCCCUCUGGUAGUAGCGAUAUGUUCAUUGAGGUGAAGAGUUUGUUACCUCCUCCAUACACAGUUAAUAAAGAAGAAUUACUGUAUGCUUAAAUAUACAUUUUUUUUUUCCCUUUGUGUUUGUAUCAUCCGAUAAUGUAUUCAUUCUUUCAGUAUUAUGUAUCCUAAGUGCCUCAUUUUUUUUGGGAGAUUAACUCUCUCCAGUAUAACCAAAGCUCAAAUGGCCUGUAAAAGUGAAACAAUACAAACUCAAUGCUGGUAUGAACAGGAAGCAGGUGCUACUGACAUGUUUUUCUAA